Orbilia oligospora ATCC 24927 is the source of this 831-nucleotide messenger RNA. RefSeq lists its product as uncharacterized. Gene Ontology annotation, molecular function: transcription coregulator activity. Gene Ontology annotation, biological process: termination of RNA polymerase II transcription; regulation of transcription by RNA polymerase II. The coding region runs from base 1 to 831 and encodes 276 amino acids. The record is from RefSeq and is a predicted model, not a curated record. Gene Ontology annotation, cellular component: mediator complex; core mediator complex. The transcript is spliced from 2 exons. NCBI's taxonomy places the organism in Eukaryota, Fungi, Ascomycota, Orbiliomycetes, Orbiliales, Orbiliaceae.
AUGCAUGAACUCUCCCUUUUCUCCCAUGUUCCGAAUUCGAGGGUUGCCCACGUCACACGCGCCUUGAAGACAGUCACGGGCAUGUCUGGCGCCCCAUUACUCGAGCAUCAUCUUAUCUACAAACCUAAACGAAACCGGCAGACUAUCGGGGGCCCGGUCAGCGGGAACAAUAGCGCUGGUCCUGCAAAUACUGCAGCUACUGGCGACUUUUACUAUCUCCAACUCGUUGCUGAUAUUCUCAAGAACGAAAGCCAAAAUGAUACUCUCGUCGCAGAGCAGCCGGGGGUUCUCGCGCCUGGCCAAUCACACGGCGAUGCUAUGGAGGUUGACUCAAUAAAUGCGGCGGUGGAGCAAAGCGUAAAGUUCACAAAAACUGAAAAAGCUCCAUAUGAUAUUCGAAAGCAAAAGUGGACAAUACGUUUCUCGGACCUCCCAGAAGUAAAUGGCAAGAGACCAGUGACAUCACGCAUGGUUCACAAUGCAGGAGUUCAUGAGGGUGACGCCCUGUCAUUCGUCGAUAGCCUAGGCUAUACACCUGUAUCCGAGUACGUCCUCUCCGGGGAUUACUUUGUUUAUCAUAAUGUCUACGUUACUAUAACAAGGAUACUGCUACCGCCACAGUCGUUUUCACCAUUACCUACGCAUACUCUUCGUCAAUUAGAUCCUGCGGAUUCGUUCUUGCUCCAAGCGUCUAUAAAGGUUUCGAGUGCUAAUGAGCAGGAGACCAUGAAUAAGGGGGUCGAGGAGCUAAAGACGAUAAGGGCUGAACUUAAAGGAGUGAUUGAGCUAGAGCCUGGGGAUCGGUUAAGUCUUGAUACUAGAGUCCGGUGA